AUGGCGUUCAACCGCCUGUUGCUUCCCGUCUACAUCGUCACCUUCCUGAUGGGGGUCCCUGCCAACAUCCUGGCAUUCAUCACCUUCUGCCGCAAGGUGCGACGCAAGCCAGCCCCGAUAGACAUCCUCCUCCUCAACCUCACCAUCUCCGACCUCAUCUUCCUGGCUUUCCUGCCAUUUAAAAUGAAAGAGGCCAUAGACGGCAUGGCGUGGAUGCUGCCCUUCCCCCUGUGUCCCUUCACUGGUUUUAUGUUCUACGUCACCAUCUACAACAGCACCCUGCUCCUCACAGCUGUGAGUAUAGAGCGCUACCUGGGGGUCGUCUUCCCCCUCAGGUAUUCCCUGUGUCGCAGACCUCGCUACGCCGUGUAUGCCAGCAUCAUAUUCUGGGUGGUGGCCUCUCUUAACCUCAGCAUCGUCUACAUCAUGCCCUACGCCCAGUGGAGCAGAGGUAAAGACAGUGACGACAAAGAUGGCAGCAACGCCAGCAUGUCUGCCCUGCCUCCUCCCACCUGCUACCUAAAUUUCACCGAGGACGAGCUCGAGAUCCUGCUGCCAGUCCGCCUGGAGCUCUUCUGCGUUCUCUUCUGCGUCCCCUUCUUCAUCUGCUGCUUCUGCUACGUCAACUUCAUCCUCAUCCUGUCCCGUCUUCCGAACAUCGGCAGGCGGAGGAGGCUGCGUGCCAUCGGUCUGGCACUCGGCACGCUGAUAGUAUUCGCCGUCUGUUUUGGGCCUUACAACGCCUCCCACGUGGUGGGGUUUGUUCGUCAGGAGAGUGAGGAGUGGAGGAACGUGGCGUUGCUCUCCAGCACCUUCAACGCCUGCCUGGAUCCAUUUAUCUUCUACUUCUCCUCAGCGGCUGUCAGGAGCAUGUUAAACCACUGCUUCAGGAACAUCAUGGCAAAGCUGCACAUCCUGAGGUGUGAAGGCGCUUCUCACCAGAGACCCUCCAAGACUGAAAAAUACAAGGAGGCCCCUCUUCCAUGA
Molecule: messenger RNA, 987 nt
Organism: Cottoperca gobio
Lineage: Eukaryota; Metazoa; Chordata; Actinopteri; Perciformes; Bovichtidae
Product: free fatty acid receptor 3-like
Exons: 1
Coding region: 1-987 (328 amino acids)
Biological process (GO): G protein-coupled receptor signaling pathway; cellular response to fatty acid
Cellular component (GO): plasma membrane
Molecular function (GO): G protein-coupled receptor activity
Source: RefSeq, a predicted model, not a curated record